Messenger RNA from Klebsormidium nitens, 1517 nucleotides. Lineage: Eukaryota; Viridiplantae; Streptophyta; Klebsormidiophyceae; Klebsormidiales; Klebsormidiaceae. The record is from the annotation of a GenBank genome assembly.
GCAGGAUUCCCUCCUCAUUAGUCCUCACCCUUCAUCAUCGCAUUGCAUCUUUCUACACAGACAUGAAAAUGCCUUCAACAUCUCUGCAACAAGUGGCGCUUCCAUUAGCAGCAGCUUGUUCUGCUGCAUUGGGCCUGUACUACCUUGCCAGGGUCACCUCAGCUAGCGCUGGGCAGACCUUGUCCCUGGCUCCUCCUCCUUACAGGCUGCGCCUGAAGCUGUGGGCCCUGUUCCACCGCUUGGCAGACUCCCUGCUGCCCGAUGACCUGAAGCUGCGAGCUUUGAGUAACAGCCACAGGGCCUCCAGCACUCUGUACGCCGCAGCAAAGCUGGACAUUUUUGAGGCUUUCAAAGAUGGAUCACAUACUGCGCACGAAGUCGCUGAGAAAGUGAGCUCGCCCAUACAUCCGGAGAGCCUCUUCCGCAUACUGCGGUUCCUUGCCUCUCAGGGCGUGUUUAUUUACGACCAAGCAAGCAACCGGUUUCACCUCACAAGAGUAGGCGCCCUGCUCCUGCGUGGUCCCGGCAGCCAGCUCCCGCGCGUGUUGGCCAACAACGAUCCGCAAGAUGCAGGGCGCAUUGGGCACAAUAACAUUGAGGCCUCCAUUCAGAAGGGGGGCUGCGCCUUCCAGCAUGCCACCGGGCAGACCUGCUGGCAAUUCUACGAUGGGGAGCCGCGGCUGAGUGCGCGCUUUGAGGAUAUGAUGGAGGUUGUGUCUCACGACGAGGACGCCGCCAUUGCAGCAGGCUACCCGGGGUGGCCGCGAGCCAGGUUCGAGGUCAGGAAAGAGGUACAAACAGCCGUUGACCUUUUAGCUUUACUGGCGCAGAUUCGCAAGGACAAUUUCCAAUCAGAAGGCGUUGUGGUCAAACGCCGGGACUGGCAAGCAGGAUCACGUCAAGCUGCAAGCUGCUCGCUGCACACAUCUAUCACUUGGUCCGUUGUGGAUGUUGCUGGGGGCCCGGGAGUGUUGCUCAGUGCGAUUGUCAAAAGGCACACACACUUGCGAAACCACGCCACGGUCUUCGAAAGACCGGCGGUGGUGCAGUCAAUAGACGUCGAUGCUGCGCAACAGCAGGGCGUCGAUUUUGCGUCUGGAGACUUUUUUGAAAAGAUCGAGCCUGCCAAUGCGGACGUUUAUAUACUGCGGCAGAUCAUGCACGAUUGGAACGACGAGGACUGCAUCCGCAUCCUUGAGAACGUCAAGGCCGCGAUGCAUGCGGGAUCCCGGCUGCUAGUCAUAGAUACGGUCAUCCUCGGCCAGAAUGAUCCCCUCUUCCCUUUCAAAACGGAUUGUGACAUCGACAUGAUGGUAUGGACGGGAGGCCGGGAAAGAUCGAGGGCCGAUUUCACAAAGAUAUUUUCUCAAGCAGGAUUCAAGCUUCUUCGAUUAUUUGAGAUGCAGUCGCUCAAAAGCAUAGUCGAGGCUGUGCUCAUCCACGAAGGGCCAGCGUGGCACGAAACAAUCAGUCAGGGGGUGCGACUUUCCCGUCUUGAUACAAUUAUCGCCCGAUAA